This is a messenger RNA of Vitis vinifera (wine grape), 2987 nucleotides long. Its product is annotated as ATP-dependent helicase rhp16. The coding region runs from base 125 to 2611 and encodes 828 amino acids. The record is from RefSeq and is a predicted model, not a curated record. NCBI's taxonomy places the organism in Eukaryota, Viridiplantae, Streptophyta, Magnoliopsida, Vitales, Vitaceae. The transcript has 17 exons. Gene Ontology annotation, molecular function: ATP binding; ATP-dependent chromatin remodeler activity.
CCCUGGCAAACUCUAGACUCCAGAGUAACCACUCACCGACUUAUGCAUUUAAAAUCUCUGAAAUUCUCGGCAAACUGCAAGAAACCCCUAACUUUCCCUUCCAUCAUUUUCCGUCUUUCCAAACAUGGUUCGCAGGUCUGAUCGCAUCGCUGCCCGUCCACCUAAGAGCUUUGCUGCCCUAGAAAGCUCUGAAGAAGAAGAAGAGGAGGAGGGUGCUGGCGAAGAAGAAAGGGAAGGAGACAAUGACAGGAGACUUCAAGAUGUUUUUUAUGAUGACAAGGAAGGAGUAUUGGAGCAUGGACCAAAGAAAGGGCGAAAAAAGCAACAGAGCAAACCGAAACUACAAUGGAAAGUUUUGGAAAAAGAGAAUGAGACUUUUCUAAAUUGUUGUGAAAUAAAAAAUCAUCUUAUGAAUUUCGGAGAUGAAGUGAUUUUGGAACCUACUGAGGCGCCCCCGCACUUUCUUGUACCUCUUCUGAGCCACCAAAAGGAAUGGCUGACUUGGGCUUUAAAGCAGGAGGAGUCACCUUUUAGAGGAGGGCUUCUUGCAGAUGAGGCUGGAAUGGGGAAGACAAUCCAAGCCAUUGCGCUGGUUCUUGCAAAAAAGCCAAUCCAUAGAAUAGACGCUGGACCAUGUGAAGCAUUGCCUUCAUCCAGUUCACAGACAGCAGAACUGCCAGAAACUAGAUGCACACUCAUUAUCUGUCCUCCAAUUGCUCUGUCUCAUUGGGAGAAGGAGAUUGUUCGUUGUACACCCCAAGGGAGCACCAAAGUGCUAGUCUGUCAUGGGGAUGAAAGAAACAAGAUGGUUCAUGACUUAUCGAGCUAUGAUUUUGUUUUGACAACUUAUCAGACCGUAUUCACGGAAUAUGAGACCUCUUGUAAGUUGUGGUUUCCCGUAGAUCUGGCUUCACUCUGUAGAGGAUGGAGAUUUGGAAUUGCUGAGAGAGAGUACGAGGAGAAUUUGAAAUCUUCCAAAAUGGAAGCAAAAUGUGCAAGUUCAGGAGAUAGUACAUGUGUUUGUGAUGGUGGUAGAGGGAAGAGUUCUUGCAAUAAUAAAAAGAAGAAUCCCAAGCAAAAAAAGAAUGCAAGCACUUUGUCUUCCAAGUCAAGUCUAUCAAUCACUAGGGAAUUCUCUCUGCACUCAAUUAAGUGGCAACGGAUUAUUCUGGAUGAGGCUCACUCCAUAACAAACGAAACUACAAAAGCAAUUUUUUCUUUAAAGUCUUCAUACAAAUGGGCUUUAAGUAGCACUCCAGUUCAGAAUAAUUUCCAAGAACUUUACUCAAUGAUCCGCUUUUUGCAAAUAUUUCCUUAUGCAUACCACUUUUGUCAAUAUUGUGACUGGAAAUGUAUCAUGCCCGAACUUUGUUGGACUCAUAAUUGGUCCUUUUGCUGGUGGCAAAAGUAUGUUCGUAAACCAAUGAGACAAGGAGGUGAUGCAAAAAGAAGAGCCAAGACUUUGGUAACCCAAAAGAUUCUGAAAAGCAUAAUGCUAAGGCGUACUAAAGAAAGUAGAAAAGAACUUUGCCUUCCAACUAGAAUUGUGGGUGUUAGAGUGAGACGAUGUGCAUUAGAUAUUAGAGAAGAAGAGUAUUACAGGACAUUAUAUGAAAAAUGUCGAUCACAUUUUAAUAGAUAUGUUGCGGCUAGACACUCGUGGACAGAUUGGUCUCAAAUAGGUAGACUUUUGCCUCGGUUGCAAAAGGCACUCAAUCACCCAUAUCUUGUGAUUUAUUCUAAAGGUCCAGUACCAGGAAGGAGAUAUAGGAUUGAUUUGGCAAAGGAUGAUCAAGUCUGUGGCAUUUGUCAUGAGGCUCCAGAAGAUAAAGUUGUUGCAUGUUGCAAGCAUGUCUUUUGUAAGACUUGUCUGCAGUCUCUUGCUCCAGCCCUUGGACUAGCUUUAUGUCCCUUAUGUUCAACACCAUUUACUGGUAAAUCUGCAAUGAAGAAGAAUGAUUCUCCAUUUACUGGUAAAUCUGCAAUGAAGAAGAAUGAUUCCGUACUGAAGAACAAUACUGGUUCCGGAACAACCUUUAAAGACUUUAAAUCCUCAAGUCUCUUAAAGAGAAUUUCUCUCAAUGAAUUUCAGACAAGCACAAAAAUUGAAGCUUUGAGGGAAGAAAUCAGGUUCAUGGUAGAAACAGAUGGUUCUGCAAAAGCUCUUGUUUUUAGCGAGUUCAUUUCUUUCUUGGAUUUAAUUGAGUACUCCUUGCUGAAGUCUGAAAUAAAUUGUGUAAAGCUGGUCAUGGAUAACACUGUUGAUGCAAGAAAUGCAUUGGUAUCAAGAUUCUUCAAAGACCCAGAUUGCAAAAUCUUACUCACAACUUUGGAAGCUGGAGGUGUUUCCUUGAAUCUCACCAUCGCAUCAUAUGUUUUCUUGAUGGAACCCUUCUAUACCGCUGCAGAGUUGAAGGCUAGUGAUAGAGUUUACCGAAUCGGUCAGCACAAGACAGUAAGAAUUGUGAAGUUUGUAGCUGAGAACACAAUAGAGGAGAGGAUGCUGGAGCUGCAAGCAGCGAAGAACCAAAUUUCACUGAGUGCAUUACCUGGUUCGCUAAAUCUUGAGGAAGAACUAACAGUUGAGGACCUGAACUACUUCUUCAUGUAAGCCAAAGGUAUGCUUGGCAAACUGACAUAUUUGGCUGGUGGUGAUUAUGAGAAAACCUCGGCAAAAGUAAACUUCUUUGUACUUGUUUCUUGUAUACUUUGCAAAAGGAAAAAAAGAAUGCUUUGACAGAGGAGCAAUAUGAGCAUGUAUGGGCUUGAUUUGUUUGUCCAAAUAUUCCUAUUAUUGGGUGAUUGAUAAAAGUAUGAUCAAUCUUUGCUUAACUUUGGUUUAAAAGUCACUUCUGUUUUGGUGUUGAUGAAAAACAAUAUUGAGUGUGAGAAAGGUAACAUCUCUUUAGUAUAGGUUGUGUGAAAAAGUUAUUUAUUUCUGUAAGAGAUUACUUAUUUAUUUACUAUGUCAUCGUAUUGACAUGUCA